Messenger RNA from Solanum dulcamara, 966 nucleotides. RefSeq lists its product as uncharacterized. The transcript is spliced from 3 exons. The coding region runs from base 197 to 637 and encodes 146 amino acids. NCBI's taxonomy places the organism in Eukaryota, Viridiplantae, Streptophyta, Magnoliopsida, Solanales, Solanaceae. The record is from RefSeq and is a predicted model, not a curated record.
CUAAGAAUGUGAGGGAGGUAAAUAUAAUUCCUACAAAUAUGGAAUGAAAGGAAUAGGCAUCCUAUAUGAGUUUUUAGUGUUAAGGAAAGUAGGCAUUUGGCAUAAUUGUAGGGAGAUAGAGAAAACUAGUUGUCUAUCAAAAGUGAUGGGGCUUUGCCGUUCCCUUGGUGCAGACUGAAAAUUGAUUCACAGCCCCAUGAAUCCGAUGGGUUCACUCAUUUGCCCCAAACCUCGUCGCCUUGGGAAUAUCAAUAUCCAUUCUAGCAACUCCCUUCCCUUAAGAAAUCAAGCUGAGGUUUUUAUUUCAAAAGGUGGUGGUGAAGAACUUAUUGAUCUCAUUGUCAAAGAGGACGGCGUAGCUGCAAGACAAUAUGUAUCAGAUUUGUCAUCAUCCCCUCCAUUCUUCUCUGGUUCACCACCUGGUAGGGUUAUGAAUCCAUUAAUCCAUGAUGCUCAAUUCGCAAAUGAAAAGCAACACCGUUUAUCAUCAUCACCAAGUCCAUCUACUUCAUCUUCAUCUUCUCCAUCAUCAAGUUGUAAAGGAAGGUGUGCAAGGGCAAGACUCGGGAAACCUCAGUCACCAAAUAGAGUAGAGGGCUUUGACUGCCUAAACUCUCGCAUGGCUGCUAUGGCGUAAAUCUUCCUUACUAACUGGUAUAUAAAGGAAUCUCGACUGCUGAAGUCUGUAUAUAGAAUAUAUGACUAGAAAAGAAGAACAAUGUUUUGGAGAAUUUAGGCUAAAAUUUUGGUUUUGCUUUAAUAUUAUUGUGCAAAGAUGUCUCUCUUUUGCACAGUUAAAAAUAAGGUGGUUGAGAGGUGAUAAUUUUGUUUGGGUGCAUCUGCAAGUGCACUCCAUUGAUUUUGGUGCCCCAUUUUUGAUAAUUUGAAAAUUAAACUAGUAGUAUUGUAUAAUGUAUAUAUGUGAAAUUUUGGAAUAGAAAAUGGUGAUUUAAGUUUCAUUUUUCU